Molecule: messenger RNA, 1174 nt
Organism: Hymenoscyphus albidus
Lineage: Eukaryota; Fungi; Ascomycota; Leotiomycetes; Helotiales; Helotiaceae
Source: the annotation of a GenBank genome assembly
GAGAAGUUAGAUGCAUGUGAAUUCUCUUGCUGUACAUUAACGCGAAACGUCAAAGCUAGAGCUACCCCGCCUAUUGUGCCCCUCCAACCCCCCCCUCCUUCCUUCCCCAUCUUAAACACCAUCAUAUAAAACCAACGAGCCCAACUGCUCAAUUGGAACCUUGUGAUCUCCCAGUACAAAGUUACAAAUCACAGCGUUCUUCAGCUACCAAGCAAGACCCAACAUCAUGGGAACUCUAGUAACGGAAAUCGCUUAUCUCACGCUCAAGCCCGGCGUGGACAUCUCGGGUUCAACCGAUGCCGCCAAAGCCUGGCAGGAAGGCCUCUCCGUGGUCAAGAAACAGGAGGGAUAUCAAAGAUCAUACUAUGGCCGCGCAAUGGAAAGUCCAGACUUACUAUUAUGGUUUAUCGGUACCUCAUCCAUCUCAAUUGCUCCCUGCCAAUCCGUUGAAGCCAAUAUGGAAUAAGCAUGCUGAUGUAUGAUGUAACCACAGAUUGGGAUUCCUACGAAGCACACAUUAAUUUCACAAAAUCGGCUGUAUACGAGAGUUUUGCAAACAAUCUCAGUGCGCUCAUGGAAGGUGUGCACCUCCACCACGUUGGCUUGAAGCCGUUUCCGCCUACGGUCCUUAGCAAGGCACCCGUUAUUGAGUUUGCGACCUUCCUAGACACGAAACCCCAAUUCUUGGAUAAUGUCGGCAAGUUUAUGAACGCUGUAGGUAUACCUGAGAAGUGCUAUGGUGGUGCGUGGGGAGAGUGUGUCGAAACGGAUGUGGGAAAGCAUGAAGAUGGGAGUGUGAAGGGGAAGGCUGUGGUGUUGGUUAUUGGGUGGGAGAGCAAAGAGGCACAUAUGCAGUUUAGAGAGACGGAGCUGUUUAAGGAAACUCUUGGAUUGCUUAGGGAGGGUACGGGUGGUGUUGAGAUGGUGAGUUUGUAUUCUGGUGGGUUAGGAUGUGAGAUAACUGACUUGAUCAAUAGUUCCAUGUCCCCUUUACGACUGUGUAGAUAAAAUAUGUACAACAUGCAGAAAGAUGGCUCAUUGGAAGCCGCUAUACCAUUCCUUGGUAUGCGGAAAUCUGAUACAUGCACAGAAGUUGGGAUCCCAAAAUCAAUUUCGGUUAAAGAGACAUAUUAGUAACAGCUUCAGUAUUAAAAGCACUGAGGCACCUUAGCUC